Sinocyclocheilus grahami is the source of this 3266-nucleotide messenger RNA. It is a transcript of the gene pam, whose product is annotated as peptidylglycine alpha-amidating monooxygenase. The transcript has 25 exons. NCBI's taxonomy places the organism in Eukaryota, Metazoa, Chordata, Actinopteri, Cypriniformes, Cyprinidae. The record is from RefSeq and is a predicted model, not a curated record. The coding region runs from base 391 to 3060 and encodes 889 amino acids. Gene Ontology annotation, molecular function: copper ion binding; peptidylglycine monooxygenase activity; protein binding. Gene Ontology annotation, biological process: peptide metabolic process. Gene Ontology annotation, cellular component: membrane; extracellular region.
AGGCUGCGCUGAAGCAGCAGCAGUUCAUCUCUCAUUUUCUGCUGUGCUUCAGAUCUUAGUGUGACGAGCGAGUGAGGUUGUGACAGAAGCCUGAUGUUGCAUUCGUGAAAUUGUGAGAAGCAAGAAGCCUUUCUCCUCGUCCUCCUCCUCUUCAUCACGCUUGGCGGUGUCACACUGUAUCUGGACAGCCCUGGUUUCAUUCAGUGAGGAGGCGACUGAGUCGUGGACUGUUUUUAUGGCACUUUGUUGAAGAGAUUGAGCGAGCAAGGAGAGCAGAAAGAGCAAAUCGCAGUCGCUGAGUGUUGCCGUGGCUUAUGGAGGCAGGGCAGGAUUGAAACGCAUCGGCUCACUCUCAGUUCUGUUGUUGAUUGCUCUUCUGUCCGGUCAGAGAUGGGCAUCCUGGGGUGCGGUGUACUCGUGUUUGCGCUCUUCUUUCAGUGCCAUAGCCGCAGUGUCCAAAACCCCAUGUUCAGGUUCAAGAGGUUUCAGGACAAUGACUGCUCAAGGACCAGACAUCCAUUUGUCCUGUCCAAUCCUUACAACUUUUCCCUCGAUAUUCGUUUACCAGGGGUGAUUCCAACAGAGUCUGACAGCUACUACUGUAUGGCUGUUCCUGUCCCCACGUCACAGGAGGCCUACAUAGUGGACUUUGUUCCCCAUGCCACUAUGGACACAGCCCACCACAUGAUUUUAUAUGGCUGCAAAACCCCUUAUGCCACCCAGGGAUAUUGGGAUUGUGGGAAAGAGCUGGGGACGUGUCGGGAUCAGACCAAGAUCAUGUAUGCCUGGGCCAGGAAUGCUCCUCCAACCAAACUACCCAAAGAUGUUGGCUUUAAAGUUGGAGGAGACACCAGAAUUAACUACUUUGUGCUGCAAAUUCACUAUGGUGAUGUCAAAAAUUUCAGAGAUCAUCAUAGCGACUGCUCAGGACUCACUUUAAGAAUGACUUCCAAACGACAGCCCUUUAUUGCUGGCAUGUAUCUGAUGAUGUCUGUGGACACCGUCAUUCCUCCAGGGAAGAAAGUUACCAAUGCAGACAUUGCUUGCACUUACACAUCCUCCCCGAUGUAUCCAUUUGCCUUCAGGACACACACACACAGCCUCGGUAAAGUUGUGAGUGGGUACAGGGUUCGAAAUGGACAGUGGACUCAGAUUGGACGCCAGUCUCCACUGCUGCCACAGGCUUUUUAUCCAGUCACCAACACCAUCGAUGUAAGAAAUGGAGACAUACUGGCAGCCCGUUGUGUGUUCACAGGAGAGGGAAGAACCGCUGUUACCCAAAUCGGAGGCACCUCCAAUGAUGAGAUGUGUAACUUCUACAUCAUGUACUACAUGGACAACACCCGUGCUGUGCCUUACAUGAACUGUGGAGAUGACGGCAGUAGUGAGCUGUUCCGAAACAUCCCUUCUGAGGCCAAUAUUCCCAUCCCGGUCAGUCCAGACCAUAUGAUGUCCAUGAAGCAUGAGUCAGCUCCUCAUAAAGAUGUUGUGGAGCUGCAGGAGCCCAAGAAAGAAGAGGAAGUUCUGGAUCAGGGAGCUCAUCUGGUGGAGGUGUCAGACUGGCCCGAGGCAGAUCUGCAGCUGGGACAGGUGUCUGGUCUGGCUCUCAACUCUAACGGUGACCUGAUCAUCUUCCACAGAGGAGAUCACAUAUGGGGAAUUAACUCCUUUAAUUUGAAUGGCAUCUACCAGCAGAAGGAUCUGGGUCCAAUCCAGCAGUCCACAAUCAUGGUGGUGGAUCCAGUCAAAGGAAAAGUGCUCAAAGCUUCAGGAAGAAAUAUGUUCUAUAUGCCGCAUGGAAUAACUACUGACAAGGACGAUAAUUACUGGGUGACCGAUGUGGCACUUCAUCAGGUAUUCAAACUGAGCAGCGACGGUAAAGAUCGGCAGCUUCUGGUUUUGGGAGAAGCCUUUGAACCAGGAAGUGACAAGAAACACUUCUGCCAGCCUACAGAUGUGGCUGUGGACCCUGUUACUGGAAACGUCUAUGUCUCAGACGGCUACUGCAACUCCAGGAUCCUCAAAUUCUCACCAGAGGGCAAAUAUAUCUCGCACUGGGGAGCAGGCUCCUCGGACAGAAAACGGCGCGCUUCAUUCUUGAUCCCGCACAGUCUGACCUUCCUGCCCGAUAAACAGGAGCUGUGUGUGGCUGAUCGAGACCAUGGACGCAUUCAGUGCUUCAUGGCAGAUACCGGCGAGUUUGUGAAGGAGAUCAAAAAAGAGCAGUUUGGAGGAGAAGUGUUCGCCAUCGCAUACUCGCCUGUCCAAGGUGGUCUCAUCUAUGCGGUGAAUGGAGUGCCUCGAGAUGGGCAGGUCGCCCCCCUUCAAGGCUUUGCUAUCAGUUAUUCAAGCAAGGAGAUCCUGGAUUCCUUCAGUCCAGACGCACAGGAAUUUAAAUUGCCACACGACAUUGUUGUUACAGCAGACGGGAACGUCUUUGUUGGAGACGCAGCAUCAGAUUCUGUAAUGAAGUUCGUUCAGUCUGCAAAGGCAGAACAUCGCUCGGUUAAAAAAGGAGGAAUCGAGGUCCAAGAAAUUGAAGAAACAGAAACGUUUUUGCAGGCCAAUCUGAAGCCGUUACCCAAGUUCCCAGCGCAGCAUCCAGUAGCCGGCGUGCAGAAGAUGCAGGAGCCGUCACAGAAGCAGCAUCAGCAGCCGCUGGCAGCUCCUGAGGAGAAGGAGACGAGCAAGACUGCAGCCAAUCAGAGCGCUCGGGGCGCGUCGACCACCAUCAUCACCACUCUACUGCUCGUCCCAUUGGUGCUCGUCAUCGCCGUCGGUGCCUUUAUCCGCUGGAAGAGGGGCCGGAUGUACAGUGAUGAUUGUCAGGUGAAGUUGGAGCCUUCAGGAUCAGCAGGAGGAAUCCUGGGUAAAAUCAGAGGCAAAGCUGCAGGAAGCUUGAACCUGGGGAAUUUCUUUGCCUCCCACAAAGGCUAUACCCGACACGGCUUCGACAGGCUCAGCACCGAGGGAAGCGACCUGGAGAAAGAUGACGAGGACGGCACCGACUCUGAGAACGAGGAGUACUCCGCUCCGCCGGCCCCGAUGUCCUCGUCCUAAAGAGCCAACGCUUUCUGCUAGUGCUGUCGGGAUCUACUUUAAUCACCUCUGUAUUUGUUUGUAUCGGCUGCUGAAACAUUUUAUCUUGUGUGAAAAUGUUGAAACCUACGACUGCGACUUUAAUUGAAGCUUUUAAGGGACCACGUGGAGAUUCAGAGCACUGGUCAUUUUGAGGAUAAAGAUAGUUGAUGAUUAUUUUUAACAGG